AACCGUGGCACGCGCGCUCGCUUAUGCCUCGCUUCUCAGGAGCGCACUGCCUCCGUCAGAGCCAGAAGUCUAUCUGCAGAGCUCCGCCAUCCGAAGUUUCUCACUGCCUUUGCUUGGGAAUUUUAUUUCGGAGAUAAACAGGAGUGGGAAUAUCCUAUAAAGGAGCGUUGCUUUAGUAAGCCAGACGUGUCAAUUGUGCGUCCUUUUUGCAGUAGUAGAACAUCAGCAUUGGGAAAUAUGCGCCUGUCCACUCGAAACUGCCACAAGUAAACGAUUCAGAGGGAAACCUGGGGUUUAGUUACCCUGCUGAGAGGAAUAGAGAACUUUUACCUCUUUAUAUGAGGCUUCGGAUUAUUUAGACGGAAUAAAAGGAUCAUGGUCCGACAAACGCUGGAUACAAUUUGGGAUUUUUAAGGUCACAGAACGUUUAGAGCAGCAUCGGUAUUUUAGGAGGGUUAAGCAGAACACAGUCAUUUGGAGGGAACAUAUAACAGCACGAACGGCACCCUUUAACGCACGCGGACCGUCUAACAGAAACAGAAACAUGUAUAUCUAUAUCUACGGCUUUCUGCUCUUUUUAGAUGAGCUUGUGUUGUCCAUGUCGGGCACUUCCUCUCUCUCUGAGUCUGGGCACCAAGACUCAAUGGACUGUUUAAGAGCCACCGAGAAUUGUAACCAGGACCAAAAGUGCAGCCAUCGCUUCAGGAUCAUGAGGCAGUGUCUGGCAGGCAAGGACAGGAACACCAUGUUGACCAAUAAGGAUUGCCAUGUAGCCCAGGAAGUGUUAAAGGAGAUGGCUCUGUUCGACUGCCGCUGCAAGAGGGGAAUGAAGAAAGAAAUGCAAUGUCUGCAGAGUUACUGGAGCAUCAACAAAGGCCAGACUGAAGGUGAGGACUUUUAUGAGCCAUCUCCUUACGAACCCAUGACGCCUCACCGACAUUCAGAUGCAUUUCGCCUGGCGUCAAUCAUCUCAGGCAUACAGUCUGGUACAAGUAAAGGCCAGCCACACUGCUCAGAUCCCAGCCGCCCAUGCAACCCCUGUCUGGACGCCACCAAAGCCUGCAACCUGAAUGAAAACUGCAAACGUCAGCGCUCCAACUACAUUUCCACGUGCACCCGUGCGCAGACACAGGGCCAGCAACCCUCACAACCUCAGUCGCAGGACAGCUGCAACAGAAAGCGCUGCCACAAGGCCUUGCGUCAGUUCUUUGAGCGUGUUGACUCGCAAUACAGCUACGGGUUGCUCUUCUGCUCCUGUAAGGACCAGGCCUGCGCUGAGAGGAGGAGACAGACCAUUGUUCCCUCCUGCUCCUAUCAGGACAAGACCAAACCCAACUGUCUUCAGCUGCGCAACACCUGCCGUCUGGAUGUGCACUGCAGGUCACGACUGGCUGAUUUCCACACAAACUGUCAGAUGACCCCUCACUCCAUCAGCGGCUGCCUCAACGAUGACUACCAAGCCUGCCUUACAUCUUACACCAGACUCAUUGGUACAGAUAUGACUCCUAACUACAUGGACUCGGGUCACUCAAACUUCUCCAUCUCCCCCUGGUGUACCUGCAGAGGCAGCGGGAAUCAGGAGGAGGAGUGUGAGAAAUUUCUACAGGACUUCAGAGAAAACAACUGUCUCCGAAAUGCUAUCCAGGCCUUUGGCUAUGGGUCGCUACCCAAGCCUGAUCCUCAGCCUACUACAGGCUCAGUGAAACCCGAUCUUGAGCUCACUGCCAGCAUCCCUAAAACAACUAUGGAACUGGAGGAGCCCUGCAUCAUAUCAUCCUGUGCUAAUUUAAACGAACUGGAUUGCUAUCCAUCAAAAGACUACAUCUGCGGAAGUGAGGUUCCUGGCAGUCCACCUAACACAAGAGUAGAGUACCCCAGAAAUUCAAGUCCAGGCACAAAAGCCCUAACGGAUGUUUUGAUCCUCGGUCUAUUGUUUGCUCUUGGAAACCUCGCUAUAUAGAUCUACGUGAGCUUCGUAAGCCAGCGCAGUGAGGAAAAGGCUGAUGGGAACCCCCUCAUGAUCAUCUUCAGACCAAACUAAUGCCUCUCUCCUCUACUGAGGCUUUCUUUCUUUCUUUCAAAUAAACACCGAACAGAAAGAACACAGAGACUCAUAUUGAAAAGACUGCUGCAUCCUUGCCAUGGCCGAAAGAGAAUGUUGCAUACCAAAUGAGCAAACGGCCAAGAAACAGAUAUUGCGUACUUAGCCGCUUGAGUCCAAAGUAUGGUGCCUGAUUGGUGGACCUGCCACUUAAGGCACAGAGCUUUCCGAUCUAGUGCACUACUUCCUGCCGCCCACACCACCUAUAAAAAGGGCGUCUCGCAGCUCCCAUCAGGCCUGAAUUACCUGUUGUCUGGCACUGGAUUACACCAUCUCUGAGAGGCAUUCUCCAUCCCGGCCCAGUGCCCAUUUAUUGGAUUUGCUACGCUCUUCUUUGACAGCUGCUUUAGCUUUCUCAUUGCGAUUAUUCUCUUUUGGUUCUGUCUUUUUUCCUUCUUUUGUCCAUCAGUCGAACAGGAGUAAUUACUUUCCCGUGGUUCUUUUAAACGUGAAGUGUUUGAAGUUUAAAUCUGUACCCUGUUGACACAGUGCGAGGUGGAUGUCAAGGGCGCUCGUUCUAUACUUAGUUUGACAUAUUUGAAAAAGGAAAGAGUGUCGAGAUGAAGUUGAUGAAAAUGUACCAAUGGAUCAACAGAAGAAGUAGAUCUAUACAAACGGCUUUCGUGUGGGUUUACAAUGUCAAUGGGCUGCCCACACAUGUACAAUUUUGUCUGUGAAUAUGAAUGUGUUUCUUUCUAAAAGUACAGCUGUUGAUUAUUAUGUGUUGUCUUUAACUGAAUGAUGACGAGACUCUAGAGAAAGCAGUGGGAGUGACAAGAGCUGAAUGACUGAGGAAGACCUGGAGGUGCUCAUUCCACAAAUCAUUAUUAGUCAUACCAUAACUGGUCACUGGUGAAAUGGAGUUCUAUACAAGAAAAACAAGGAUGGCUAGCAUUUUGGGACAUUCAUUGUCAUGUGAAUCAUUGUGUGCAAUUUAUGAUGUGGCCUUACUCUUUGUUUUUGUUUUUAGUUGCUGUGCAGAGAAGGUCGAGUUUUGAUGUUCACAAUGUUUCUAAAAAUGGACUCACACCGAUUCACAGGUUCAGUAAAUGCACUAGAUAUUAACUCUCAUAAACAUUCCAAAUACUAAAGUUAUGAAUAAAACAGACAUUGGUAUAUAUAUUUGUAUAUACACCAAUGUCUAUAUCAAUGUAAAGUUCAAAACUAUAAAGAUUUAUAUAUUGUGCCCUAGGCUUGUUACAUACGUACCAUUGCAAAGCAGAUGAUAAAUAGGUUUUGUGUAAAUAUGGCACUAAUGGGAAAUGGAAACACAUUAAAGAUAUGUCGUAUCAGUGGGAAUCUGUCCGUGAAAACAUCAAAACAUCAACAGGCAAUUUUUUUUUCAUUAAAAGAUUAUUCAAUACUUUAAAGUACUAAGAUUUAUGAGUACUCUGAGAUUGUUUCUUAAAGGAUCCAAUUAUUUAAUAAUCAGCUCUAUUUUACCAGAUGCUCAAAAAAGAAUUUCUUCUCAUUUGGUGUGAAUGUCCCUAAAAUAUGUUGAAACAUCUGGAUAUAUAUACAGUAUACACACACACAAACACACACACAAUAUAUAUUAUUAUUUUUUUUAUUUAUUUUUUUUAGGGGGCCAUUAUGUCAAAAGACAGGUUUGUCAUUAUUAAAUGAGAACAAGCGCAUAUUAAACUGUUAAGAAAAAAUAUCCUGUUGCCAGACACUGACAUUGCGAUUCUUGCUUCGAAGUGAUUUUCAAGGGAGGAAACAGAAGUAGUAGUAAAAAAAAAUAUGUGUGAAUUCUCUGAAAGGUGCCAGUUUACAUUUAGUCUUACAACCUUUUAUCGAAAAGAUAAAGUGAUUUUGAAUCUCACUGUACCUGAGCUGAAAGCAUCGGCCAUAUGCUCCCCAAAAACAGCACUGAAAGAGUACAUCAAAAAGGCCCACUGGGGUUUGGAUAAUGUUGUGAUAGAAGUGCGACUAUUGAGUUUGUGUGUAGCUUACAUGUACAGUACGUUUGUGUAUGAGAUUUUUAGCUAUGGUUGGGAGGGGAGGGGAUUUGGUAUCAAGUAGAGACCAUUUGAAUGACAAAUGUAAGCUUCAGAUGCAAAGAAAUGAACUAUGAAGAAGAGCAGCAUUUCACAGAGACAUUCAUUGAUGCUUUUGCUGUGUCACAUGACUUUGAUAAACCAUCGUGAUUUGAUCACCUCUGGAAUUAGCAGAACUCUGCAUCAUCUCAUCACUGCUUUGAUGUAAGGGUCACCUCCCUUUGUAGACUGCUGUGAGGUCCAGAUAUGCUAAUGCUGUGCUUGUUUCCUGAUCAAUAAAGCCACUUCAGUUUUUA
This is a messenger RNA of Carassius gibelio (silver crucian carp), 4397 nucleotides long. RefSeq names its product GDNF family receptor alpha-2. The transcript is spliced from 9 exons. The record is from RefSeq and is a predicted model, not a curated record. NCBI's taxonomy places the organism in Eukaryota, Metazoa, Chordata, Actinopteri, Cypriniformes, Cyprinidae. Gene Ontology annotation, biological process: nervous system development. The coding region runs from base 545 to 1960 and encodes 471 amino acids. Gene Ontology annotation, molecular function: signaling receptor activity. Gene Ontology annotation, cellular component: signaling receptor complex; external side of plasma membrane.